AAUGGAGGGGUGUUACCGGCACGGGGCGGGGCGCACGGGCUGCCCGGUGCUGGUGGGGGGGUCCCCAGCAGGGCCCUGAUCCUUCGCUCGCCCCGUAAUUCCCGUUUAUUCCCAUCGAAGCGGUGGGAUGACUGAGCGCUCCCCGGGGGCUGCUGAUGCGCUCUGAUCCCGGGAACUGAGCGCCGGGAUACGCUCGGGAUCAGGGUCAGGCUCGGGGUCAGGGUGUCAGGCUCGGGCACGUCGCUCCUCCUCUCACGGGGUGUGUGACACCCCAAAUCCCUCCCUCUGACCGAAUUCCCUCUCCUGACCAAAUUCCUGUGACAUCCAGGUCUUUCAGGCAAACAAUAUUCCCCUUGCUGCCUGGAUUGACCUCUUCUCUGGAGGUGAGUGCAUUGGUGGCUGGUUUGACGUGGUCUGGGUGAGCUGAGCUGUUUCCACCGGUUCCUCUGGGACAUUCCCGGUGCCAUCGCUCAUCCUCAGCCGUUCCUUUCCUUGGAUCUGUUCAUGGUGAACUCCAGGCUUUGGCCAACCCCGUCCUGGUGUUGUUGUUGUGGCUCUUGGUUUCUUGCUCGAGGAGAUUCUGGGACACCAAGAGAGGUUCUGAGUUUGGUUCUCAGAGCAGCUGCAUGUCUCUGGGUUGGGGAGUUUGUCUGGAAUGGAGAAGUUUGGGUGUUGUUGUACAGAACUGGGAAUGUUUUUCAGCAUUCAGGACCUGUUGUCCUGGUACUGUACAGGAAUUAUAACCCACAGCUAUAGAGAGAUUGAUUAUAUUUAACAAAAAAGGAGACAACUGUGCUUCUUGUCUGGUUUUAAUUUUCCUUGAGUUUGUUCUCUGGCUCUGUCAGGAGCCACAUUAAUCCAGAGGCUCAGGUGUCACCCAGCCCAGCUCCCACUAGAAGUAAAAAGAGAUGUUCCUUCUCUGAUCUCGCUCCCAUUAACAACUCUCAAGACAUGGUGUCUAAAACCUGUAUUUCCAGGAAAAGGGAAUGGUCUGGUGGUUAAAUCGUGCAUAUUUUUACUCUUGAUCUUUGUCCCUCCUGUUCCUUGGUAGAGUCUGGAUUUGUUAUCUUCCAGGUGAUUUUUGGUAUUUAGCUCCAUAUUCUUUAAAUUAGAAACAGGACUCUGGUGAUGUGUCACUCUAAACUAUUCUCUCUGCAGGUUCUUAGCACCUUUAAUUUAUUAAAAUAGACUUUAGGAAUCUGACUCAUCCUGAAUUUGCACUCCUUUUGCUCCACCACUACCUAUUUACGCUCAAUUACUGAGGAGUCUCAUUCCCUGGCCCUCAAGUGUCUUCAGCAAUUACCUGCAGAGGGUUGUUGUCUUUAAUGGUGUGAAAAUAACAGGUUUGGGGUGGUUUUUUGUCAAGUAUUGGAAAACACAGGCUUGGCUUUGCAUCCUGGACACAAAGGAGCCCCAUCAGUUCACAGAUCGAACUCACACCAGCAACGGUGGCUUAUUUGUGAGAUUACAACUUCCAUGAGGGAAACUUGACUUCUUGCCCUAUUGAGGCACGACAGCACCAUUUUCAAAUCUAUAAAUGAAAUUGUAGCAUUUGUGUUGAAAUGCUCCUUUCUCUCACCCUGGUGUUCACAUCUCAGCACCGGGAACGGGGCAGCUGAAAUCCCUCGGAGGAGCUGAGGAUUCCAGAGAGUCUGCACAAAUCCCAGCUACUGAUGUGCAAAUAAAACAAACCAGCAAGACUCUUGUUGGCACCUACAGCAGAGGUUCCUGGCCUGUCCCUGGAGGGUCCCUGGAGUGCCACAGGAUGGAUCCCGUGGUGCUCAGCUACAUGGACAGCCUGCUUAGGCAGUCGGACGUGGCCCUGCUGGAGCCCCCGAACUGGCUCAACGACCACAUCAUCGGCUUCGCCUUCGAGUACUUCGCCAACGAGCAGUUCCAGGAGUUCAGCCACCGGGUGUGUUUCAUCGGCCCCGAGGUGGCCCAGUUCAUCAAGUGUGCCCUCAGCCAGGAGGAAAUAGCCGUGUUCCUCCAGCCGCUGGACCUUCUCCGCAAGGAGCUGGUGUUCUUGCCCAUCAAUGACAACUCCAGCCAAGCUGCCGGGGGCACCCACUGGAGCCUACUGGUGUAUUUCAGGGACAAGAAGUGCUUUGCCCACUACGAUUCCCACAGUAAAUGCAACUCUGCCCAUGCCAGGCAGGUGGCAGGGAAGCUGGAGGCCUUCCUGGGCAAAAGAGGGGGCAAAGCCACCUUUGUGGAGGAGAAAGCACCGGCGCAGCAGAACAGCUACGACUGCGGGAUGUACGUGAUCUGCAACGCCGAGGCCCUGUGCCACGCGUACUGCCGGGGCCGGCCCGAGCCGGGGCUGCAGCUCCUCACCCCCUCCUACAUCACACAGAAGAGAUCUGAGUGGAGAGCUCUCAUCACAAAACUGGCACAGAAGUGAUGGGGAUGCACCCCCAGCCCCCCAAAAAACUGCCUUCCCUGUCCUUGAGGCAGCACCCCCAGUGCCUGAGGGAGAUACCCAUGCACAGAAUUGUCCCAAAGAAGAAGAAUGUAACCCCUCCAGCAUGGCUACACCCCCCAAACACCCCGUUCCCUGCGGGAAAAGCCUUAGCCCCCUCUGGAAAUCACCGGCCUUUCUAACGACAAAAGUCACUUUGCUUUCAAAGAAACCCUCUUGAUGAUGAAUUUUUAUACUAAUUGCUGUGGCAAAACAGGUUGCUGAACAGACUUCACCUGUGCCCAGCAGGCAGCACACCCUCCUUAGGUGGCUUUAAUUGGCUCCAGGCAUUGUCCUUCCAAGACAGGUUUAGCAAAAUGCCCUUUAAACCCAAGCCCCCAAGUGCUUUAUCGUGGCUAUUUCUAGUCUGUGCCUCCUACUAGUGGUAUUGGAGCAGUCUGGGAUUUAGUAACCAGGAUUUUGUGCCCCUGAAAACCUGACGCUGAGAUGUCAAAAGAUGAGACUCCAAAGGAAAUGCUACGAUUAACUAAAGAACAGGGCAAAACCAAAGUCAGUUUUCUUCAGCCUGGUGCUCCCAGGCUGCUCAGCCACUGCAUUUUUUUGUCCCCCACCCCUGCUUUCUCUUACUGCAAAUUAAAACCCAACUCUGAACAGCUGGAAGAUUAAUAGGAAGCUGAGAAACCCAAUCCUAGGAAAAGAAACUUAAUUGAGAUAAAAAGCAACACUCACUCUUUAAAGCUUAGGGUUUUUCAUUAGGAUUUUAGGUCGUCUCCAUCCAGGGAGGGUUUGUCAGCGCUCCCCAACCCUCAUUAGUGUUGCUGCUGCCUCUAAGACAAAACCAGUUCUAUUACUUGAGAUAAAAAAAACCACACCAGGGAGAACAAAAGGACAGAGUUUGAGGUAUAAAAGCCAAAGAUAACUGUGGGCUCCUUGAAGUCCUUAAUGCACUUCAAACCAAGCCACUUCCCCUCCCAUGCUGGGUGACGGGAUCUUGGAGUGGAUGCUCUUGCUAAAGCCAGGCUUAGCAGUGGGGGAAAUAAAAAUUGAACUGAGAUGUCAUUGCAGGAUAAGGAAUAAUCUCUCACUUGGUGAGAAGCAAAGAGCAGGUUGCUCAGGUGGUGUCUGGCAGAGCAGCCACACCCCAGCACACCAACCUGAUCAAGGAAAUCCGGGUUAAAUAUAACCUUCAGAAAAGGAAAGGGAAGGAUUGUUUUUAACCCAGAGCUCCUCACCAGCCCAGCCCCACUGGUGUGUGCAGCAGCACAGCACCGAGGGGAUGAAGGGCUUAACCUUCCCUUGCUGACAAGAGAAAAUCAAGAAACCAGCCCAGGCUCCCCCAAAACACCCGACUACACCCUCACAGGAAGCGGUGGGGCCAGACAAAGGUCGGGAUCAUUCCCCUCCCUCCUACACUGCCCUGACAGGAGAGCAGCCCACAGGGGUCCAGGGCAUCCCUCCAGCACCAGCCCUCCCUGGAAAACCUGCUCAGCUGGAGCUCAAAUGGGAUCAAGCUGCUUGCCAAAGGGGUUUCACCGUGGACUCUGAUGGGCUGUGCUGGAGCCACGUCACUGCUGCUCCCAAAUCCAGAAUAAAACUCAGACCAAACCAUG
Myiozetetes cayanensis is the source of this 4032-nucleotide messenger RNA. RefSeq names its product SUMO peptidase family member, NEDD8 specific (gene SENP8). The coding region runs from base 1766 to 2404 and encodes 212 amino acids. The record is from RefSeq and is a predicted model, not a curated record. The transcript is spliced from 2 exons. NCBI's taxonomy places the organism in Eukaryota, Metazoa, Chordata, Aves, Passeriformes, Tyrannidae. Gene Ontology annotation, molecular function: cysteine-type peptidase activity; deNEDDylase activity. Gene Ontology annotation, biological process: proteolysis.